Mesorhabditis spiculigera is the source of this 1236-nucleotide messenger RNA. Lineage: Eukaryota; Metazoa; Nematoda; Chromadorea; Rhabditida; Rhabditidae. The record is from the annotation of a GenBank genome assembly.
AUGAUGGCCGAUGUGAACAGGACGGGGCUAUCUGGCCGUGCCGUAUGUGCCCAGAAUCAGAUUAGGAUUGCUUGGUGCCGGCGCCAUAAGCAAUCACAUUAUUUCCCGGAUACGAGCAUCAUGUUUAACUUUUUAGCCAUGAUCUCGACGACAGUUUAUGACAGGGUCUUUUCAACAAUAUAUUAUAUCACCGGUUGUAUAGGAAUACCGGGGAAUCUUCUACUUCUCGGGCUGAUCAUCUUCAAGACUCCGGAAUCGUUGAGAGUUUAUCGAGUGCUACUAUUCAAUGCUUGUAUUACUGAUAUUGUUUUUAGUCUGGCAACUACGUUAGCACAAGUCAGGAUAAUUCCGAAUCGAUGGUAUUUUGUGUAUAUCCACCUUGGUGGCGCGAAGGCGUUGGGACCAACGUUUGAAUACGAGAUGUACACCCUACAACUUCAUUCUAUAUUUUACACCUUCCUUUGUUUCCCGUUAUCUUUCGGCUUCCGUUAUUUCGUCCUGAUCCGGCCUGUUCCAACGCCCCGAACCCUUGCCCUCAUCUGCUUUGCGUUAUGGAUCCCAGCCUUCAUCCAACACUGGCUGUUCCACUUUUCCCAAAUGGAUCCAGCUUUGGUGAGGAGCAAGCUUCAAGCGGCCAAACCGGAAUAUAAUUUGACGGGACUCGUUAUGUCCGGUAAUUACCAUAUGUUGGAGUAUCCAUUGGUUACUAUUGUUUUGUUGACAAUAAUCUUGCCAAUGUUCCCGAUCUAUUGCUUGGUCAUGUUUUUCUACAAUAAAAUCGACAAAUUUUUGAGAUCACAUGCUGAUAAAAUGAGCACAUCAACUGUUGUAAAUCACAGGAAAUUGUUGAUUGCUCUGUCAAUCCAAGCCUCACUUCCGGUGCUUUUUGUAUUUCCUCCAAUUGGCCUCUACCUGCUCUACCACUUGGAAAUCUUUCAAUGCACACUGUUGGAAUACCUGGUAUUUCCCAUCUUCAGUUGCUACCCGGCGGCGGCGCCGUUCAUUACAAUUUAUUACGUUCGACCCUAUCGUACGGCAAUUCGGAGAGCAAUUGGUCGAAGUCUCAGAAUCCGACCGGGCUCCUCGACGGGCGGGGACAACAACUUCGACAACCAGAGCAAAAUGCACAAGCCGACACUCAUCGUCACGGACCAUGACAUCAAGAGCGGGGACACCAAAGGCUCUGCCAAAGCGCCGAAUAGCGAGCCUUCUCAGCCGGACUCCCUCACAAGCCCC